This is a messenger RNA of Danio rerio (zebrafish), 2110 nucleotides long. Lineage: Eukaryota; Metazoa; Chordata; Actinopteri; Cypriniformes; Danionidae. The record is from RefSeq and is a predicted model, not a curated record.
UGAAAAUAUUUGUUGCAUAUCAAAUACGAAUGUAUUCUCUCAUAGCAUGAGGUUUAUGAAACAAAUAUCUGAAAGUUUUAUAAGCGUGCAGAUAUUAAGUAGAUCAUAAGGGAAAUUUCUUAUUUUAUCCUUUGCUGGACUGAGAAGUUUGAACGGAGGGUUGAAGAUCAGAAUGUCUUGCCAACGGUUGUCACAGCAACUGGUAUAAAUAACAACAGUUUGUUCUACCGCAAGCGCAGAGAGUUUUCUACCAGCAAGAAUAAUAACACGCAACCUGUAAUGAUGGACGUGGAUGCUGCCACCAUUCCAAACAAAACUAAGGCAGAUUCCCCAAAGACCAUCAACCCAUCCAGGAAGGUUCUUUCAUGUCGGGAAGCAAAGCUCAUUCUGGGGGUACUAGAUGAGUGCAUUCAUCAGAUGGAGACAGCUUCUCUUCUUCCCACUUUGCUGAAGUCUUCAGAAGCACUUUCCCUGAGCCUGGAAGAGGAGGUGGUGAAGGCCCUGAAAGAGCACCAGAAGCUUGAGGAAAAGUACCAAUCUAUAGCUCUGGAUGGAAAUCAUGAUCAAAAUGAACUGCAGGUAGAAAAAGCCAAAUCAGCUAAAUUAGUUCAGGACUCCUUUCGUAAGAUCAUCCGUCUGCUUAGGGCAACUCCAACCACAAAGGUGGUGCUAAAACGAAUAGAACCAAACACAACAGGAGAGAUGGGGUCACAGAAAAUUAGAAAUGGCCUAUGCGAAUUGAGGGAGGUUGUUUUGGAGAGGCUGCUCACAACCCCUGCGGAGGAAAAAGAAAGCAGAAAGAUGAUGCUGGAGGUCAGUCAGCGUCACUCUGCCAACCAGAAGCUCAUAGAGGCAUUGGAAAAAGAGGUUGCUGAGGCAAAUAAAAACAAGGAUGCAGAGAUCUCCACAUUGAAUAAUAAAGUGCUCCAGUUGAGGCGCACACUGCAUCAGAUGGGAAAAGGUUUAGAGGAGUUUGUGAUGCGAACUCAACAGGACGCUGAGAAACAGAGUCAUUCAGACAGGAAGACGUCAGACGGGAAGAGAGCUCGCUUGCAGCAGGAGGCCAGUCAACUGAGAACUCAGCUCAAUAAUGCUAUCAAAGCCAGCAGAGGGAGAGAACAGGAUCUACGAAAGGAAAAAUACAAGGAGGAAACAGAGAUAGAGAACUUGAUCCAGAAAUAUGAUGCCGAAAUAGGAGAGAAACAGACAGAGUUGGAGGAAAUGACACGCAUGCAUGAGGAAGAUCAAAUGGAGCUGACAGAGCUGGAGAAGCGCUUUGACACUCUGGACUUGGAGUACUCACAGAUAAUGGAGGAGCGACAGGAGGCUCAGGAGCUGAGGGAACAGCAGGAAAGAGAAAGGCAGAUACAGAGUCAAGCUGCCACUGUCAUUCAGGCCUACUGGAGGGGCUUUUGUGUGCGCAAGGCCAAGAAGGUCAGCGCUAAACCCAAGAAAGGGAAGAAAGGGAAGGGGAAAAAAGGGAAGUGAAAAAGAACAGGUGACAAAAGACGAGUGCAAGACUAUCAUCAUUAUUACACUUAUGUUAGAUUCUAAAAUUAAUAAAGCCAGCUGUAAGACUCUUUCAAUAUUCAUGUGUAUAUAUUCACAUUACAAAUUGCACAUAUUUGCCCUAUAUGAAAUGCCAAGUCAUACCGCACUUACAGCCAGGAACAAAUGUGGACUAUCUCCAGAGUACAGUACUUCACUUCUCAGACAUUCUACCAGCGACAAGCUCGAUUGGCAAAAACAAGCUCUGACUGAUGCCAGCAGACACCAACAGGGGCAACACACUCACUCGACAAAACACAGAGAAGUGUCUGCCGUCUGUCGGUUCAGUUGAGCUUAAGGGAGUCAACACUACACUUGGCAAAAGUCAGAGCCAGUCUGCAGAAUUUUGGGCAGUAAAUUUUGCAAAUCCAAAAAUUAUGAUGCUUUUAAGGCUAGUUUCCAAAACAUGAAUAUUCUGUUCUUAAUUACUCCCCCUCGUCGUUCCAAACCCCUGAGACACAAAAUAAGGUGUUUUAUUAAAAUCAGAGAUAUUUUUCUUUCAUUCACGAUAUUCAGCAACAGUUAAAAAAAAAAAAAGACAUUUAAAGUCUAGCAAAAAAUU